AUGCGGCGCUUCUUCAGGAGCGGCACCCGCAUUUGGUGGAUCGGGUUGUGCUCCUGGCCCCGUUGGUUCAUGCCCGAGGAGUACGUCGCGGAGCUGCGAGAUGUGCUGGGAAGCAGGCCGAAAAUCAAGGUGCCUGCGGUACUAAUUCAUGGCGAGUGUGAAACCGACGAUGAUGGGUCGGCCCCAUGGCGAGUGAAGGAAUGGGUGGAAGAGCAGAAGCGGAACGCAUCGCGGGAAGAUGUUCAAGCUCACUCGCACGAUCCAGAUGCCUCAACGACAAUGACACGGCCGCCUUUCCACGGGAUCUUCUUCCCCGAGGGCCAGGGGCAUGAGCUCAGCAUGGUAGGCGUCGAAGGAGAGACGCCCACAUGGGAGGAGCUUGUUGACUGGAUGCUCACCUCGACUCCACCUGUCCUGUGCCCAUCGCCUCCGAAUGGCAGCGUCGCGGAUCUCCGCAGCAGAUGCUCGUCUAAAUCUUCGGUGGAAGGCACAUCCACCCCUCCCAAUCGUCCCGCCAAACAUUUUCUGUACCUCCAUGGUUUUGGUGACACCGAUGGAGAGGAGAGAGAGUUUGUGAAGGACCAGCUCGAGCGCGUGAUUGCACACCAGGGCUAUGAGCACGUGCGCAUCCAUGCGCCUACGUACCAUCCAAACGGGGACAUAGAUGCGACACGACUACUCUCUUUCAUCGACGGUGACCUCGUGAAGCUAGCUGAAAGUUUGGAGUCGGACGCGGGAACGGCAUCGAGUGGCAGCAAUGCGGUUUUCUCCGCCGUGAUCGGCUUUUCAGUCGGUGGAUAUGUAGCGGCGCUUCUUCAGGAGCGGCACCCGCAUUUGGUGGAUCGGGUUGUGCUUCUGGCCCCGGCGAUUGAUAACUACGAGCGGAACUUCAAAGGACAGCGCAGUUGGUUCAUGCCCGAGGAGUACGUCGCGGAGCUGCGAGAUGUGCUGGGAAGCAGGCCGAAAAUCAAGGUGCCUGCGGUACUAAUUCAUGGCGAGUGUGAAACCGACGAUGAUGGGUCGGCCCCAUGGCGAGUGAAGGAAUGGGUGGAAGAGCAGAAGCGGAACGCAUCGCGGGAAGAUGUUCAAGCUCACUCGCACGAUCCAGAUGCCUCAACGACAAUGACACGGCCGCCUUUCCACGGGAUCUUCUUCCCCGAGGGCCAGGGGCAUGAGCUCAGCAUGGUAGGCGUCGAAGGAGAGACGCCCACAUGGGAGGAGCUUGUUGACUGGAUGCUGACCUCGACUCCACCUGUUCUGUGCCCAUCGCCUCCAAAUGGCAGCGUCGCGGAUCUCCGCAGCAGAUGCUCGUCUAAAUCUUCGGUGGAAGGCACAUCCACCCCUCCCAAUCGUCCCGCCAAACAUUUUCUGUACCUCCAUGGUUUUGGUGACACCGAUGGAGAGGAGAGAGAGUUUGUGAAGGACCAGCUCGAGCGCGUGAUUGCACACCAGGGCUAUGAGCACGUGCGCAUCCAUGCGCCUACGUACCAUCCAAACGGGGACAUAGAUGCGACACGACUACUCUCUUUCAUCGACGGUGACCUUGUGAAGCUAGCUGAAAGUUUGGAGUCGGACGCGGGAACGGUAUCGAGUGGCAGCAAUGCGGUUUUCUCCGCUGUGAUCGGUUUUUCAGUCGGUGGCUAUGUAGCGGCGCUUCUUCAGGAGCGGCACCCGCAUUUGGUGGAUCGGGUUGUGCUUCUGGCCCCGGCGAUUGAUAACUACGAGCGGAACUUCAAAGGACAGAGUAGUUGGUUCAUGCCCGAGGAGUACGUCUCGGAGCUGCGAGAUGUGCUGGGAAGCAGGCCGAAAAUCAAGGUGCCUGCGGUACUAAUUCAUGGCGAGUGUGAAACCGACGAUGAUGGGUCGGCCCCAUGGCGAGUGAAGGAAUGGGUGGAAGAGCAGAAGCGGAACGCAUCGCGGGAAGAUGUUCAAGCUCACUCGCACGAUCCAGAUGCCUCAACGACAAUGACACGGCCGCCUUUCCACGGGAUCUUCUUCCCCGAGGGCCAGGGGCAUGAGCUCAGCAUGGUAGGCGUCGAAGGAGAGACGCCCACAUGGGAGGAGCUUGUUGACUGGAUGCUCACCUCGACUCCACCUGUCCUGUGCCCAUCGCCUCCGAAUGGCAGCGUCGCGGAUCUCCGCAGCAGAUGCUCGUCUAAAUCUUCGGUGGAAGGCACAUCCACCCCUCCCAAUCGUCCCGCCAAACAUUUUCUGUACCUCCAUGGUUUUGGUGACACCGAUGGAGAGGAGAGAGAGUUUGUGAAGGACCAGCUCGAGCGCGUGAUUGCACACCAGGGCUAUGAGCACGUGCGCAUCCAUGCGCCUACGUAUCAUCCAAACGGGGACAUAGAUGCGACACGACUACUCUCUUUCAUCGACGGUGACCUCGUGAAGCUAGCUGAAAGUUUGGAGUCGGACGCGGGAACGGCAUCGAGUGGCAGCAAUGCGGUUUUCUCCGCCGUGAUCGGCUUUUCAGUCGGUGGCUAUGUAGCGGCGCUUCUUCAGGAGCGGCACCCGCAUUUGGUGGAUCGGGUUGUGCUUCUGGCCCCGGCGAUUGAUAAUUACGAGCGGAACUUCAAAGGACAGAGUAGUUGGUUCAUGCCCGAGGAGUACGUCUCGGAGCUGCGAGAUGUGCUGGGAAGCAGGCCGAAAAUCAAGGUGCCUGCGGUACUAAUUCAUGGCGAGUGUGAAACCGACGAUGAUGGGUCGGCUCCAUGGCGAGUGAAGGAAUGGGUGGAAGAGCAGAAGCGGAACGCAUCGCGGGAAGAUGUUCAAGCUCACUCGCACGAUCUUGAUGUCUCAACGACAAUGACACAGCCGCCUUUCCACGGGAUCUUCUUCCCCGAGGGCCAGGGGCAUGAGCUCAGCAUGGUAGGCGUCGAAGGAAAGACGCCCACAUGGGAGGAGCUUGUAAGCUGGAUGCUGAAAGAACAGGGGAUAACCGAUCAGCAGUGA
This is a messenger RNA of Prorocentrum cordatum, 2955 nucleotides long. NCBI's taxonomy places the organism in Eukaryota, Dinophyceae, Prorocentrales, Prorocentraceae. The record is from the annotation of a GenBank genome assembly.